AUGUCUCAAUAAUUUGUGGGAAUAAAUGGUGAAUAGACAGGCCUAGGAUUUACGAAUAGAGAUUAAGGAGCAAAAGUGGAAGAAGAUUAAGGUUUGAUUGACUUCAAAAUAAUCACAAAUAAUGGUUAUCAUGAUAGUAUGAAGAUGUUAAUUGACUUAAAAAACAUAUUUGCACGUUAACUUCCAAAGAUGCCUAAAGAAUAUAUAGUUAGAUUGGUAUUUGAUAGGAAUCAUGAAUCGAUGUGUAUAAUAAAAGUAUAUGAAUAUAUAAUUAAAAUAAGGAUAAUACGAAAGUAAUAGGAGGAAUUUGUUAUAGGAAAUAUCCAACAUAGAGAUUUGCUGAAAUAGCAUUUUUAGCAAUAACAGCAAAUCUAUAAGUGAAAGGAUAUGGCACAAGGUUGAUGAAUAAAUUUAAGGAGCAUAUUUAAAAAUAAGAUGUGGAAUAUUUACUUACUUAUGCAGAUAAUUAUGCAAUAGGAUAUUUUAGAAAAUAAGGAUUUUAUUAAGAAAUAAAGAUGCAUCCAGAUAGAUGGAAAGGAUUUAUAAAAGAUUAUGAUGGAGGUACAUUGAUGGAAUGUUAUGUACAUUCUAAUAUAGAUUAUGGAAAUAUAAGUGAUUUAAUUAGAGAACAGAAAUAGGUAUCAUAUUCAAUAUUAUUAAGCUUAUGAUAGAUUUAAUAAAAAAGUUAACAUUGAAUGAUCGAGUUUAUCCUGCUAUAGAGAAAUAGAACUAUAAAAUGGAGACUUCAAAUGGAGAUAAACCAGCAGUGAAACCAGAAAGUGUAUUUGGAGUUCUUGAGAGUGGUUGGACAAUUGAAGAUUAUAUUGAAUUAAAAAAGUAAAAGGAAAAGACUUUUAUGAUCUCAUGCUAAUAGAUUAUUGAUACUAUGAGAAAACAUAAAUCAGCUUGGCCAUUUCUUGAACCUGUCAAUAAGGAUGAUGUACCUGAUUAUUAUGAUGUCAUUACAGAUCCUAUUGAUAUUAAGACUAUUGAAAAGAAAUUACAAAAUAAUUAAUAUACUUCUAAAGAUCUCUUUAUUAAAGAUGUGAAAAGGAUGUUUACCAAUUGUAGAAGUUAUAAUCAGCCUGAUACCAUUUAUUAUAAAUGUGCUAAUGAACUUGAGAGAACUAUUGAUGAUUAUCUAAAAAAAUUGAAGGAUGAAUCUUAAAUACCAGGUGUUAGUAAAAAGAUUAAGAAAACAAAUAAUAAAUGA
Messenger RNA from Paramecium sonneborni, 1213 nucleotides. NCBI's taxonomy places the organism in Eukaryota, Ciliophora, Oligohymenophorea, Peniculida, Parameciidae. The record is from the annotation of a GenBank genome assembly.